Molecule: messenger RNA, 1224 nt
Organism: Mangifera indica (mango)
Lineage: Eukaryota; Viridiplantae; Streptophyta; Magnoliopsida; Sapindales; Anacardiaceae
Exons: 5
Coding region: 280-738 (152 amino acids)
Cellular component (GO): nucleus
Molecular function (GO): RNA binding
Source: RefSeq, a predicted model, not a curated record
ACAAAUGGAAGAAAAUACAGUGGUAAAAUGAAAAGCAAUUAAAUUAAAGAUAAACAAAAUUGAACCCGUCUUGAGCUCUUACUGCUCCAAUCACGUGGUGACUGGGCAUCCAUUUGUCUCUUUACAACACCACCACUUGAUAACGAUUUUCCCUAAAUUUCCGACUGGCCAAAUUCGUUUAUCGAAAAUCCCAUUUUCGAGCUACGUAAAGUGAAGGGAAGCGAUAGAGAGUUUACAAAGAACACCAAGAAAAGAAACACAAAAAGAUUAACCAACAAAAUGGCAGGAGAGACAGCAGUGGCAGUGCAACCAGCAGCAGCACCAACAACAAAGACAACAACUUCAACUGUAACUCAAACUAAAACUGUGGAGAAUCAGAAGAAGAACAGAAUCCACGUUUCUAACACCAAGAAACCACUCUUCUUUUAUGUUAAUCUUGCAAAGAGGUACAUUCAACAGCACAAUGAGGUUGAACUUUCUGCUUUAGGCAUGGCAACUACUACUGUAGUGACUAUUGCUGAGAUUCUCAAGAAUAAUGGACUGGCUACUGAGAAGAAAGUCUUGACAUCUACCGUGGGCAUGAAAGAUGAGAACAGAGGGCGAUUCAUUCAGAAGGCCAAAAUUGAAAUUGUGUUGGGGAAAUCUGAUAAAUUCGAUUUGUUCAUGACCACUGCUGCUCUACCUCAAACUGCUGCUCCAGCUCUAGCACCAGAAGUGGCUGCCAAAGACAGGGAAUGACAUGAAAAUUUGGAGAAAUGCUUACGUCCACUUGUUGUAGUUCUAUAUCCACAAUUCUUCUUAUGGUCUGCAAAAGUAGAUAAACAGGAGGUCAAUAGGUAUUAUGAAGUAUUCGAUAGAGUGACGAUAGUACUUUAAGAUGACAUCGCAUAACGGGGCAGUGGAAAUUUCGUGCUUCUCUCUGCUUUAAUCCUUCCCAGGGUUGUGAUUUUCCAUUGUCAUAUUGCUUAUCGUUUAACUUUGUCUCGAUUGAAUGGCUAACUACCAAGAAAGAAGUUUUAGUGGUUAGUUUGUGUGAUUUGUGAGUUGUGAGAGGUUGCUCUUGUAACAAACAAUAUCCCUUGGUGUUUUUUUUUUUUUUUUUUUUUUACAAGAAUGAUGUUCACCAGUAAAGUUCGUAUCUCAGAGGAUCCGGUUUGUGAUUCAGUAACAAAUGAUACAUGUUUAUAAUUUUGUCAAAAUGAUUCUUAAGAAAAUUGGUGAAAA